CACUCUCCCACCCCAAGGCCCUUUUCUCCAUUUGCUCCUCCCUUGUCACUUCUACUCCGCCCCUUAGGGCCCUAAACUUCCUGGGCCGGAACUGUUUGGCUUUUCCUGCCCCAGUUGAGGGUAGGGGCGGCUUUUGGCCUUAGGAGAGGAAACAUGGAGUCCAGGAGAGCAGCGCCCGGGCCACCCAGCCAGGGCUCAGCUGUGGGCGCGGGGUCAGCCGCUGAGCUCGUGUACCAUCUAGCGGGGGCCCUGGGCACUGAGCUGCAGGAGCUGGCACGCCGGUUCGGGCCCGACGCAGCGGCUGGGCUGGUGCCACUAGUGGUGCGGGCGCUGGAGCUCUUGGAAAAGGCCGCCGUGGGGCCGGCGCCGGACUCGCUGCAGGUGUCCGCGCAGCAGGCUGAACUGGAGCUGCGGCGGCUGCGCGAGGAGAACCAGCGUCUCCGCCGGGAGCUGGGCUCAGGGCCGCAGGAGGAGCGCGCGCUGCUGCGACAGCUCAAGGAAGUGACGGACCGACAGAGGGACGAGCUUCGGGCACACAGCCGAGAUCUAAUGCGCCGGAGCCAAGAGACCGAGGCGCUGCAGGAGCAGCUGCAGCGCCUCCUGCUGGUCAACUCGGAGCUGCGGCACAAGCUGGCCGCAGUGCAGACCCAACUCAGGGCAGCGCAGGACCGGGAGAGGGAACGCCAAAUAGCUCAGGAUGGCUCCAGCCAGCUGGCGGAAGAACAGAGGCUGAAGCCUGAAGCGGCAACCCCAGAUGACCGGGUGGAUACCCAGCAGCGGCCAGAGCACCCUCCAGAGGCCGUUCAAUGUGGCUUCAGCCGGGAGGAGCUUCAGCAGAUCCUUCAGGAGCGGAAUGAGCUCAAAGCCAACGUAUUCUUGCUCAAGGAGGAAUUGGCCUACUUCCAGCGAGAGCUGCUCACGGAUCACCGGGUCCCUGGGCUUCUCCUUGAAGCCAUGAAGGUGGCAGUCAAGAGACAGCGGAAGAAGAUCAAGGCCAAGAUGUUAGGGACACCAGAGGAAGCAGAGAGCAGUGAUGAUGAGGAUGACUCGUGGCUUCUGCUCUCCAAUGACAAGGAUGAUGCUCCUCUAGUUCCUGGAUCCAGAAUACAGAAUUUCUUUGGCUUAUGGUAUCGGGGUGAAACUGAGGCCCCUGAAACUGAGACCAGCAACACAGCUCCCAGCAGGCUACAGGAAGGAGAAGAGACCCCACAGCAACCCCACAUGGAACCCGUGGGCAGCCUUCCAGCCCCCAACUCCUGACUAGUCCUUCUCUGCUUCCGAUGAACAUCUUGCUCCGAGGACUUCGGCUAUUAAGAGGCUUAACUUUGAGUUCCAGUUGUGUCCAGAUGUGUGACCUCAAACAAGGACGAGGCUCCCCUCUAUACCUAGCCUGCACUAGGCAUGAUGGGAUUGCAGCCUCUCUCCCUUUCUUGAUAUCUUUGUCCCACACUUCAGAGCCAGAGGUAACAGUGUCUCUGAGCUCCACUUUGCCCAUUGAGAGACAGAGGGCUGCCUGCCUCCCUCCCUGAGGCUUAUGCAGGUGAUCAGUGCAAUAAAGCUUUUACCCAUAAUACCCCUAAAAA
Molecule: messenger RNA, 1583 nt
Organism: Peromyscus maniculatus bairdii (prairie deer mouse)
Lineage: Eukaryota; Metazoa; Chordata; Mammalia; Rodentia; Cricetidae
Gene: Rilp
Product: Rab interacting lysosomal protein
Biological process (GO): cilium assembly; early endosome to late endosome transport
Cellular component (GO): ciliary basal body; lysosome; cytoplasm
Molecular function (GO): protein dimerization activity; dynein light intermediate chain binding; small GTPase binding
Source: RefSeq, a predicted model, not a curated record